GCGUUCCACUCGCCUGUGUGUGUGUGUCUGUGUGUGUGUGUGUGUUUGUGGGUGACACUUCAGCUAAGAGCUUUUCUCAAACACAAACUAAAGCUGCUCGAUCACAUACUACCGUGGGGGCCUUUUGGUGAAACAUAUUGGGAAAAUGUAAUGCACGCACUGUAUGGAAACAACGUCCAAAUCGGAGCGAUUGCACUGGACUACUGAAGUAGGGAAGAUAAGUACUGGAUGCACCAAAGCCAUGCUGAAACAAUUUGGCCUCCUCAAACAGUUUGGAUCUGCAGGGAAGACACAAGAUGCUACUGACCUCCUCUCUGACGAUCUGGCUUUGGUGGAGCAGAGGGUGGAGCCUGCCAAGAGGAUUGCCCACAUUGUUUACAAAAAGCUGGCUGGCUGCCUGCAGAGUCAACAGGGUCUAGAUGCACAUAGACGCAUGAAAAAGCUGCCCCUGAUGUUGCUGUCUAUCAGUAUGGCUGAAAGUCUUAAGGAUUUAGAUGGUGAUUCUCCCCUCAGGAAGGUCCUGGAGAUGACCUGCUUCAUGCAGAGUUUUCUAGCAAAGACCCUGGCAGAUUUCGAAGUGAGGGUGGAGAAAGAGGUUUUGGAGCCCCUCAACAAACUCAGCGAGGAGGAUCUGGCCGAGGUUCUGAAGAACAAGAAGCAGUUUGCCAAACUCACGACCGAUUGGCUGAACGCUCGCAGCAGGUCCCAGACCAGCACAGGCCCACAGGCCAAGCAGGACGGGCUGCGAGAGGACAUGGAGGAGGCUUGGAGGAGACUGGAGAACAUCAAGGACCAGUACUCUGCUGAUCUCUAUCAUUUUGCAUCUAAAGAAGAUGACUACGCCCGCUACUUUGUCCGAUUGUUAGAUCUACAGGCUGAGUAUCACAAGAUAUCUCUUGGGUUUCUGGAGAGGAACAUUUCAGAGCUGAGAGAGAGUUGUGUCCAAGCAGGCCAACAAGACUGCAUGGAUAACAGCUUUGAGGGGAAGGUGUUUGGACGGUCCUUGCUCUCCCACAUUCUGGACAGUGGUGAGGAGAUUGCAGUGCCCAUACGGCACUGUGUGCAAAUGCUGCUGGACAGAGGCUUGAAGGAGGAGGGUCUGUUCAGGGUGGCAGCUGCUGCCUCUGAAGUGAAGAAGCUGAAGAACAGCCUGGACUGUGGAAUCACUGACCACAAUGAGUUCAGCUCUGACCCCCAUGCAGUGGCUGGGGCUCUGAAGUCCUACCUGAGGGAGCUGCCAGAACCCCUCAUGACCUUUGACCUCUACAACGAUUGGUUCGCAGCAGCAGGGGAGAAGGAGGAGUCAGACCGUCUGGAGCAGCUGAGGGUGGUGCUGAAUAAACUGCCCCAAGAGAACUACAACAACCUACGGUACCUGAUGCAGUUCCUGGCUCGCCUGUCGGAGCACCAGGCCGUCAACAAGAUGGGUCCCAGCAACAUCGCCAUCGUGCUGGGACCCAACCUGCUGUGGCCCCGCCCUGAAGGGGAGGACUGUCUCCUGGACAUGGCGUCGGCGUACUCCGUCCAGGUGGUCACUGUGAUCGAGCCGCUCGUACAGCACGCCGGCAGCCUCUUCCCAGAAGAAGAGGAUUUUCAUAUCCGAGAGCCAUUGGGAAGCCCGGAUUUGAGUGAGUCACUGCUGCAGGGCAUGGAUUCCUGGAUGACAUUCACGCACGGCACAAGCCUGUCCUCCUUCUCGUUCACUAACGGCUUGUCAGUCUCCUCGCUUUCUCUUGCUGCCAACUCGGAUACAGCGACCUCCCCGACUCCACCCUCUCACAGCGUCAGCCAGGAAUCCCUGCAGAACCAGAGCCCGGACCAGAACCAGAGCCCGGAUCAGAACCAGGGCCCGGACCAGAACCAGAGCCCGGACCAGAACCAGGGCCCGACUCCCGCUCGUGCCCAGACCCCAGAGCCCAGUCCAAACCAGUCCCGCCUCUCUCCUGCGGUGGCCACUGAGACCCUGUCAGAUGCGCGAUUCUUCUGGCAGUGGAGCACAGAACAGGAGAACCCCGAUCUCUCAAGCUCCACCCAUUCCCGCCGCUCUUCAGACUCCACCCCCUCUAGACCUUCACCCCAUCCAAUAGCCCCGAGGGCCACCCUGUCUGCUGUCAAGGCCCAGGGGCCCUCCGCCGGCAAGGGCAGGAACAGAAAAGCUGUGGUCCAAGCCCCCACCGUUCCCCCACCCCCGCCCCCUUGCCAGCUCUCCUCUGCCACCCAAUGAACCCGUCCGAGGACCCUGGAAUUCCAUUUUGGAAUUUUCUGUAUUCGCUUCUGUGAUGAAUCUCCACGGCAACCUGCUGUUCUGCUGGUCCCUCACAAGCGUGGGGGAGAGAGGCUGGUGUGCUGCAGGAGAACGGGCGGCAUGCAUCGCUGGCCCCGCGGCGCUGGUGUGGUCACCGGCAGCAAGGCCCGCGGUAGCAACGGAGGACUGCCCACCUCAUUAAAAACAAUAUAUUUUUUUUAUUGUACUCAUCACACAGUAUAAUUGUUACUAUUUUAAGUGCACCACAUACAUUUGUAUUGUACAUAUACAUGAUUUACAUACAUACACACGUGGGUGUGUGUGUGUGUGUGUGUGUGUGUGUGUGUGUGUGUACACAUAUAUAUAUAUAUAUAUAUAUAUAUAUAUACCACUAUAAAGGGAACAAAACUCAUAACUAGACUGUCUAACUUUGACUUAAUCAUACUGUGACUGUUAAAGGCAUAGCUCCUUGUAUUGGAGAUGCUGGUUACCACGGUCACCAGAAGGCUGCCCACAACGUUUUGCUUAAGAUGUUAGCUUUCGUUUCUUUGUUAUUAACAUUAACAAGGCACAUGUAACAAACGUAAGGGCUCUUUAAAAUAAAACUUAGUGUCUCGGCUAUUGAGAGGAAGCAGAAAGGAUAAAGUAUGAUUGCACAAGGUUUGGCUGGAACAGAACUGUGGAAUUUAUAAGCCCUGCAAUGUUUCACUUUAACUCCACGCAAACUAAGACGGGAACUGAGUGUGUCAGAUGCAUAGCACAACAAAACAUGCAUAAUAUUCCUAUAACAUGGAAAAAUAUAUUAAUGCUGACAAAUAUGUACAAACAAAAUCUGUUUAAUUUCCCUAUUUCAUUCAGUCCGUGUUCCUCUCACUUGCUCAAGGUCCAAUAUGCAUCACGUAGCAAGAAUUCCAUAAAAUAAAAAACGCUCAGCGUGAUUCCUUUUCUUCUUCAGUCUUUGUGGCACCUGCAAUAUUUGUCAUUCAUUAAUCCCUGCAGAAUCAUUUAUGCUCAUUCAUGCUGGGCAUCUAUUCAUAUUCAAACCGUUCCUCUUUUCUGCAGUUACAUAAGGGUGUUUUUAUUUAGUGAGGACUGAGUGGCCGUUCGGAGACGCCAGGUCAGAAAUGGACGCCCGUGCCCCGCCCAAGUUAAAGAGUUCAGCAGUAAUGCUGAGCUCCAGGGCAGCUCUGUGGCUUCACGUGUUUUUGUAGAGGGUGUGUUGAUAUUGAGAAGAUGCCAUGUACCAAGGGUCAGUGUUUCAGAAUAAAGAAUAAAUCUCUC
Messenger RNA from Anguilla anguilla (European eel), 3526 nucleotides. RefSeq names its product SH3-domain binding protein 1 (gene sh3bp1). Lineage: Eukaryota; Metazoa; Chordata; Actinopteri; Anguilliformes; Anguillidae. The transcript has 18 exons. The coding region runs from base 164 to 2224 and encodes 686 amino acids. The record is from RefSeq and is a predicted model, not a curated record. Gene Ontology annotation, molecular function: protein binding; GTPase activator activity. Gene Ontology annotation, cellular component: cytosol; cytoplasm; intracellular anatomical structure. Gene Ontology annotation, biological process: regulation of actin cytoskeleton organization; signal transduction; regulation of Rac protein signal transduction.